AGUCAAAAGCAGAAGUGAAAGACACAGCGAAGCCUAGAGUGCCCGAUCUCCCCUUACACUCGGAUCCCAGCAGAGCCACAGGGAGGGUGCGGAGCCAUGGAGCCCCUCUCUUUCCAGCAGUACAUCUUGUCCCUGGACAUUGCAUCCCUGCCCAGGGUGCUGAAGGUUUGUUCCGGGGUGUACUUCCAAGGGUCUGUGUACGAGAUGGGCGGCAGAGAGUGCUGCUUAUCAACGGGGGACCUGGUAAAAAUUACUGGCCUUCGCCUGCAGAAGAUCACCUGUGAGGAUCCAGAGACUGGGCAAGCAACAGAGCUGCCUCUGAACUUCAAAGGGCAUUUCCAGCCCAGCCGAGACAAGCUGUCAUACAUGAGCCUGAGGAAGCUCGCCAGGAGCAGGCCAGCAGGGCUCCAGGACAUGCCCUUCGCCUUCGCCUCAGCAGUUGACUUGACCGUGGAUGGGCAGUUCAUUCCCAAGGGCCAGCCCAUUUCCCUGCUUUCAGUGGCCAGGCAUGAGGGCCAGGAGUUUGCCAACUGCACAACCACGGGGCAGGACGGGCAGCGUUCGUUCUGCCUCCCCUUCUCCUUCCAGGGCCAGUUCUGCGAGUGCAGCAAGCAGCCGAGCUACACGCUGAGCCAGGUACUGGAGUCGGAAGCCCUGAGGGGCCAGCGGCUGAAAUGCUCUGCCCUCGGCAGGCACUCACUGCUCCUCUGCCCCAUGUACGAGGUGCAGGCGAUAAUGCACAUGCGGAAGGAGGUGGUGAAAAUCCCUUCCACCCUGGAAGUGGAUGUGGAGGAUGUCACUGAGGAGUCUCAACACAUCCACUUCAUCAAGCCGCUGAUGCUGAGUGAGGUCCUGGGGCUGGAGGGGGCCUUCCCCAUGCAGGCCGAAAUCCUGGAGGGUCCUGAGAACCCGCCUAUCUUCGAGAAUGACUGGAUUCCCCGCCUGCAGAAGGGGCAGAAGAUCCAAAUCCAUGGCAAGUGCUGUGCCUGGAGGAUUCUCGCCUCGUCCAGCAAGGGCAGGAGGGGCUCCCGGCACUUCCUGCUCUCCAGCACCUACCAGGGCAAAUUUCGAAGACGCCCCCGGGAGUUCCCCACAGUCUUUGACCUGACAACGAGUCUGGGGAUGGGUAAGUGCCUGCGGGUGGUGGUGACUAAAGACUGUGAGAGCGCCGAGGAGGAUCUGCCAUCUCUCAGCAUGGGGGACCGGCUGGAGGUGCUGCAGCUGGCCAAGACCCAGGUCCGCAGGCAGGCAGAACACAAGUCCAUCGAUGUCCUCCUGUGCAGCAGGAGCAGCGGCGAGGACGAGGAGAGCGAGGAGCUCAUGCUGCCACUGCACCUGGAAGGCGGCUUUGUGGAAGAGGUCAGCGACAGCAGGAGAUACAGCCUCCCCGAGAUAGUGGAGCAGCUUCAGCUGCCCUGCGAGGUCAAGGUGACAACCAAGGAUUCUUCCCUUGCCAAUGACGUCCUGGGCUCUUUCUCCGCUCUGCGGCUGGAAGCGCAAAUCACUGAGCCCUUCUUAGUGACCAGCUUGUGCGAGGCGCCGUCAGUGAGCUUCCAGAUCCCCCCUCAGUGGCUGGACAUGGCCCUGUUCUUCACAGAGGAGCCUGCCCCGCCGCAGACACCCCUGACAGACAGGUCAAAAGUCGAAGAGCUGACAGAAUCCUUUUAUUAUCAUUUGCUAAAGCUGAUGCCUAGCAAUGAGGCUCCCCCACCGCGGCCCCCCAAAAGAAAGGAGUUCAGGGACAAAGCAGGGACCCAGCUACCUGGAGCCAAAGAGGUCACUGAGAAACCAAAGCCACUGCCCCCUUUGUCCAAGUCAAAGGGCAUACCCGAGGAGUCUGUGCCGCCAUCCUCCAAGCCUAGGAAUGCGAGGAGUCGGCCGAUUGUCCGGAGCUCCCCGAAUGAGUACUCGCUACAUCACACUGGCUCGCAGAUGGCCCCUAAGCCUACUAAACCCUUCAAAGAGGCCAGAGAUGCAAAUGUCAGCGAGGAUUCUGACCACGACUAUGAACUAAUUGAUGAAGACCUUAUAAAAACAAUUGAUAAAAUGCAGAAGGCUGUUCUUCACUACUAGGACUCCAGCCCACAGGACAUGAAAAGAUGCCGGCCUACGCCAAAGCCACUUCCAGCUCUUCAACUCAGAGAUGAGCACUCACAAAAGCUAAAUGCAGCACUGAGUCCUAUGAAGUGGCUUCCAACUGCCCUCUCUGGUGCAGCCUGAAGAGACAGCUGGGUUCCAGCAGUCACUGCUCCAUUGUGCUGCAAGCAAGCAAGCCUGCACAUUCAGAGACCUGCCCUGUCCUCUAUGUACGAAAGCAGAGGGCUGGUGUUAUUGGUCCUAUGGUAAGCUGAGUGCUGUCCUUAGCUGUGUAGUUUGGAACCAGGGUUGCUGGAACAAUUUGUACAGUGGGGGUGCUGAGAGCCAUUGAAUCAAACUGUAAAUCCUGUUUAUGAUGGAAAACACUUGUUCUUACCCCUGUAUAAACCUGUACACCCCACUGUAAACUUCUGGGAUGGGGUGCUGGCGCUAGAGCUCUCUUUCUGCAUUUAUACUUGAUCUGAAUCACCUUGAUUCAGAACUGUAAGGGGCUGGAAACGUGUCACCCCUGGAGCCUCCCCUGAACGCACUCACACCCUGAGCAGGCCCAUAGGCAGCCAUCUACCAGGAGGUGGGGCAGCGCUUGAGUGAUCUUUCACCCUCACUGCAUGGAUAACAAAGAACACUUUUCUGCAGCUGCUGCAUGCUGUUCUGAGUGUGGUUUAAUAUUGUAGGUCAUCGAGGCCGGCCAAAGCUUUCAACCCUGUGUGCCUAAAGUUAGACUCAAUAGAAGCAGCUUCAUUAUGGAAGGUGCUGAGCAGCUCUCACUGCUGUCAGUGGGAUUUGUGGGGACAUGACCCUGCUGAAAAUUGGGCGACUUUGUUUUGGUGCCUCACUAUUGAUUUAGAAACCUAACUUUAGGCAUCCAGGUUUGGCAAUGUAAGCCUCAGAAUAUCUCCUGGAUGAGAAUCAGUGCAGCUGCCAGCAUGCAGUGACCUGGGUUAGUUAGGGAUUGUUUAGCAUAUUUUGUACAGUGCAGUGCUGGCUACAGCUGGGACCCACACAAAUUACUCACACAUUUACAUAAUCGGAGAGGUUGCCCUGGCUCUCUGAGGACACAACUCAAACACCAAGGCACUACGGAGAAACACUUCCAGGGGCUGGAAUUAACAGACACUCUACAGCUCCAGCUGAACUCAUUUCUCCUUUUGCGAACGCUGUAAAAAGCUGCAGUUGUGAACCCCCUCCCCCAUUAUUUUCAGUGAUUUGGUUUGUCUCAGCCAUUUUUAGACAGCCAGAGGCUACAUCUUUGCUCACAGCUGGAGACAACUGGUGCUAAUGUUCCACCUGUCCUUCAGCUCACAGGGUACCUCGUGCUUGUGAGCAGGCCCGUUGCCCUGUCUUCCUUUGGCAUGCCCAGUGUGAUGCUUGUGAAUGACCCUGCUGCGCCCUUGGUCUUUGGCUCUCAUUUAUAAGGUGGCAAAAAACACAAUAAAAAGUGUCACAAUAAAAGCCCAGCAGUUUUAUUUAAAGUUUGGAAAAAUAUCUUGAAGCCUCAGGAUCAAUAUUCUCUAUGCAACAAAAUGCAUCUGUCACAAGGCAGAGGGAAGAGAAAUAAUUGGAUGGCUUGUUUGAUUUUAAUGGUGUAAAACUUUAGGUUAUUCAACGGUAGCAUCAUGCAGUGCAAGAGAGCACUUCCCCACCUUCCACAUCCCCCUGAAAUCUGGGCACAAUGCAGGCAUGACAGGCUUAGUGGAAGAAAGGCUGGAAGACACCUGCUGACUGCUUUGAGGAACAGGUAGAAAUAGAAAUCUAAAGAGAUCUGAAACCUAACCCCUCCACCUGACUGAAAGCAAGGCCCUUUUGCUACUCAUCCAGCCAAAGGGAGGAUUAUACUCUGUAGUGUGACUUUAACAAUAUCAUCAUCAUCAUCGAGCUCCACAUUUAUUCUUGUCUACUCUCCAGCAAGUCUAUGAACGCAUACUGGGAUCUGGGGCUAGGUGAUGGGGCAGAGGAUCUUGGAGCCCAGGCUCUAGCCCAAGCCCAGAUUUUUAGCUCAACAGUCCAAGCCGUGAGCCCGAGUUGGCUGAGUCUCAGCACUGUGGGUUUUUUAUUGCAGUACAGACAUAUGAAAGUCAAGUUAGUGCAUCACUAGAUUCCAUACCCCAAAAGCUGCCAGUUAUACCUGUACAUCACUUGUCCUCAAAACUAUACCCUUGGCUACGCCUCUGCAGCUACAAUAACCUGAGUAGAAUAUUGCAUGCAGUGGGCUUGCACAGGUGUAACUGAGAGCAGAAUCUGAAGACACUAGAGGGCAAAGCCAGUUCUGUUGAUGUGUGAACAAGGAAGAAUCCAGCUCCCGAAGCUGGACAGCUUCUGCGGUGCCAAAAGAACAGUAAAAUCUUGCUCUCGUUUACAUACAAAAGGCCUACAUUGAAAACAUGAACACUGCAAACUGAAGCAACUGAAAUGUAGAACUGCCAGAUUUAAGGUUGCCAAUUACAACCCAGGUUCAAUCAUGAUAGUCUGUAAUACAUGAACACAUGCCCCCACCCUUUUUUUUUUUUGGUCACAGGACCCCUGCUUCAUUCAGUGCUCAGGACAGAUGUUGCUCAGAGACUCAAUCAGGGUUGUGUAGUGAAGGACGCUAUUAUCUAUAGGAUCCCAGCCUUGUUUGUUGCAGAAGUUGGAAGGUGGGUAGUAGCAAAUGAGACAGGGGACUCAUAGUUACAGCAGCUGAAUGCUACCCUGGAAAAUGAUUCCAUUCCCGCCUCCACCAGAUAGCUCUUCCUGAUGCUGGGCAAGUCAUUGAAACCAAACUUCUCCCAGAGGGUCACUAUGUGUUCCUCACGUUCUGGGUGCCCAACAUGAGAUAUAUGGGCCCUGACAAGCACUCAUUUUUGCUACUGAAGUCACGGGGAAGCUGUGAAUACACAAAGUGCUGAAAAACAAGAAAAAUCAGGCCCUGUGGAAAAAAAAUAUGAAACGGUCACAGAAAUAGUUCUGAUGAUGCAUAAGCACCAGGGGGCUCAAGCAGAGUUUAUAUAGGCAACCUUAAUUCUGGCAUUUCCUAAAUAUUAGUGCUUUAUUUUUAUUUUUAAAGUAGGAUUUUUUUUUUUA
Chelonia mydas (Green sea turtle) is the source of this 5157-nucleotide messenger RNA. RefSeq names its product thymocyte selection associated family member 2 (gene THEMIS2). The transcript is spliced from 6 exons. NCBI's taxonomy places the organism in Eukaryota, Metazoa, Chordata, Testudines, Cheloniidae. Gene Ontology annotation, biological process: T cell receptor signaling pathway. The record is from RefSeq and is a predicted model, not a curated record. Bases 97 to 2073 code for a protein of 658 amino acids.